AUGGCUGAUUCUGGUGCUGAGGUCAGUCUGGUGACAGAGGAAUGGUACAAACAGCACCUCCUCCCCAAGCAAGCUGUGAUCUAUGGGAUGGACAUUCGGAUUACAGAUGCAAAUGGGAGGGAAAUUCCCUGUUUGGGUUAUGUGAAGCCUCUGGGGUUUGCUGUAAUUCAGCAGCAACAGGAUUUAGUAAUCCCGGCUGGUACCAGAAGAAUAAUGAGAGUGUUUGUGGAAAGUUUACAGGAAGUAGAUGUAGAUAGUGUGGUGUUGGAGCCCUUAGUGCCUGGUGAGGGCUACUGGGUGUCUGAAGUGGUUAAGGAGUUCAGGGACAGACUAGGGGUGCAGGUGGAUGAGAGUCAGCUUGAUUCAGCACAGUUGGAGAGACUGGAUGGAUUGAUCCAUGAGUACGGAGAUGUGUUUGCUGAAAACGAGCAGGAUUUGGGAUGUGCUACUGGAGUGGAGCAUGAAAUUCACCUCAAUAGUGCAGUGCCCAUUCGCCUUCCAUACAGACAUAUUCCUCCCCCAUGUAUCACUGAGGUUAAAGCUCAUGUAAAGGGACUGUUGGAACAGGGAGUGAUAGAGGAGAGUGUGAGCCCAUAUGCAGCCCCAAUAGUGAUGGUGAGGAAGAAAGAUGGUUCGCUGCGACUUUGUGUUGAUUAUCGAAGGCUGAACGAGAGGACAGUGAAAGAUGCCUUCCCAUUACCAAGGGUACAAGACACACUAGAUGCAUUAGCCGGGGCGCAGUAUUUUUCUUCUUUUGAUUUAGCUGCAGGUUAUCAUCAGAUUCUUGUGCGGGCAGAAGACCGGCCCAAGACUGCUUUUGUAACACCAUUUGGCCAUUAUCAAUAUGUGCGCUGUCCUAUGGGGUUAUCCAAUAGCCCAGCAACAUUCCAAAGGUUUAUGGAGUAUGUGUUUAGCGAUCAGGUUUUUGUGACUCUUUUGGUGUAUCUGGAUGAUUUGUUGGUGUUUGCUCGGAGUGUGGAUGAGCAUCUGGAUAGACUGGAGGGAAUGUUGAAGCUUUUGAGGAAACAUGGGCUGAAGUUGAAACCUUCCAAAUGCCACAUACUAAAGCCCCAGGUUAGGUACCUUGGAUUUAUCAUUUCUAAGGAGGGAAUUAAUACAGACCCAGAGAAAAUACGGGCUGUACAGGAGUGGCCAGUUCCGCGCACUGUUAGGGAGGUCAGGGCAUUUGUCGCAUUCUGCUCCUUUUACAGAAGGUUUGUGAAAAAUUUUGCGAAGGUGGCUGCUCCGUUGCAUGCUUUGAUGAGUGGUGAUUCUAAGGCAGCAGUGAGUGAUUAUUGGGGGAAGGAGGAGGCCAGAGCAUUUGCCUUGUUGAAAGAGAAGUUAAGUCAGGCUCCAGUGUUGAAAAGUGCAGAUUACAGCAAGCAGUUUGUGGUGGAGACAGAUGCUAGCUUUGAAGGACUGGGAGCAGUUUUAUCUCAGGAGCAUGAUGGGAGGUUGCAUCCGGUAGCUUUUGCAAGUAGAGGUCUCAGAAAGUCAGAGCGGAACAUGAGCAAUUACAGCUCUAGGAAGUUGGAGCUGUUGGCUUUGAAGUGGGCAGUGACAGAGCAGUUUAAGCACUAUCUGGUGGGUGGACAUUUUAUAGUGCUGAAGGAUAAUAAUCCAUUGGCACAUUUGAACUCUGCCAAGCUUGGGGCAGUGGAGAGUAGGUGGCUGGGUGACUUGGGAAGGUUUGAUUUUGAGGUGAAAUACCGGCCAGGGAAGGAGAAUGAGGAGUUUAGGCAAUGGUGGAGAGUGAGAGGGUCCCUCAUUAUGAGGCAUGGGGUGAUCUACUGGCGUGGAAAGGAGACAGAUUCUAGGAAGUGGAAAGUGGUGUUGCCAGUGAAUCAGAGACAAGAAGUGCUUAAAGCCGCUCAUGAUCAGUGGGGUCAUCAAGGGGUUGCUAGAACAACGUCACUAGUGAAGGAUAGGUUUGCUUGGCCAGGACUACAUGAAGACAUCAAAUUGUAUGUGGUAAAGUGCAAAGUCUGUGUCAUGGGGAAGGAGGAGGAUGUGCGGGCCAAGACUAAGUUGGGUACGUUGGAAGCCAACCGCCCCUGGGAAGUGUUGGCUGUUGACUUCACUUUGCUGGAUCCGGCCAGGGAUGGCAAGGAAAAUGUAUUGGUGGUGACAGAUGUGUUUAGCAAGUUUGCGCUGGCCUUUCCUACUAAAAACCAAAAGGCAAGCACAGUAGCCAAGAUCUUGGUGGAGGAGAUUUUUCACCGUUUUGGUUGCCCAGAAAGGGUACAUAGUGACCAGGGUAGGAAUUUUGAGGGAAAGUUAGUGCAGGAACUAUGCAAGUAUUACCAUGUAGCCAAGUCUCGUACCACCCCGUAUCACCCUCAAGGAAAUGGGAUCUGUGAGAGGUUGAACCGCACCUUACAUGGGAUGUUAGUUACCCUUGGUCAGGAACAGCGGGAGCAUUGGCCUAGGCACUUGUCAAGCCUCACUGCCAUCUAUAAUACCACACCCCAUGCUGUCACUGGUUUUUCACCCCAUUAUUUGUUGUUUGGUGUGGAGCCCCAUUUACCUUUGGAUAGGUUCUGUGAGGAAACUGAUAAACCGGACUCAGAGGAACAAGUGGACUCAGUGGUUGAGCAGGAGGGAGAGGAUGCCCUAGGGCCUGGUGAAGAGCCAGAUGAACAGAGUGGUGAAGGCUCAGAGCAGGUUAAAGGGGUUCAGACCCCGCAACUCAGGAGCUACAGCUGCUCCAGCGUCUCUUGUGACUCUGGCCACUCCUCCUCCGUCUCCGUCGUCUCCUCUGUCCUCUGCCUUCUCUACUUCUCCAUCUACUCUCACCUCUCCUCUACUCUUCACUACACACCCUGCUCCUUCUGCAUCUUCUCCACACUAUCCAAACUUCAGAGUCACCAUGCAAACUUGCCAUGGAAAGAGGAAUCGGGCGAACAACAUCACAAAAAAAUCCCCACUCCAGGGAAAACAACACCGGCCAUAACACAGCUGAGAGAAGCCCCAGACGAGAGGUUAUCAGGCUUGCCAGCCUGA
Messenger RNA from Scylla paramamosain (green mud crab), 3003 nucleotides. RefSeq lists its product as uncharacterized. Gene Ontology annotation, biological process: DNA integration. NCBI's taxonomy places the organism in Eukaryota, Metazoa, Arthropoda, Malacostraca, Decapoda, Portunidae. The transcript has 6 exons. The coding region runs from base 1 to 3003 and encodes 1000 amino acids. The record is from RefSeq and is a predicted model, not a curated record. Gene Ontology annotation, molecular function: nucleic acid binding.